GGGGGCCAUCUAUUGCGCGUUGCUUUCCCCCCUACCCCCUUCUCUGCUCUCGCGCGUCCUGCUCCCCUCUCCCGCGCCGUUGCUGAUCCCCUCUACUCCCUGCGCACAUCCUGCUCUACUCUCUCUCGCUGCUGCUCCCCUCCUCUCCCUGCACCCGCCCUGCUACACUCUCUCGCGCCAGUGCUCCUCCCCUCCUCUCCCCGCGCUCCGCCUGUCGUGGGUCUCUCCUGCAACUGCUCAGGUGGAGCAAUUAUGGAGCAGAGACUUGCAAAUACGUGGCAUAUGACUGUGAAUGAAAAGAAGUUCAUUGAGACUGCCCUUGCUUCAGACCUAAGAAUCGAUGGUCGUCGCCCCUUCGAUUACCGCCGAUUGUCGAUCAAGUUCGGGAGGAAUGAUGGUACGGCUGAGGUGCAGCUUGGUCAAACACAUGUAAUGGCCUUUGUGACUGCUCAAUUGGUCCAACCUUAUCGAGAUAGACCAAAUGAAGGGACACUUUCUGUAUUUACUGAAUUCUCUCCAAUGGCAGAUCCUUCAUUUGAACCAGGGCGUCCUGGAGAAGCUUCUGUGGAACUAGCCCGAGUAAUUGAUCGUGGCCUUAGGGAAAGUAGGGCUGUGGAUACAGAAUCAUUAUGUGUGCUUGCUGGGAGAUCAGUGUGGGCAAUCCGUGUUGACCUUCAUAUUCUAGAUAAUGGAGGGAAUCUUGUUGAUGCUGUAAAUAUUGCUGCUUUAUCUGCUCUUUCAACAUUUCGAAGGCCUGAAUGCACUCUGGGUGGAGAGGAUGACCAAGAAGUUAUUAUACACCCGCCUGAGGUGAGGGAGCCAAUUCCACUGAGAGUCCAUCAUCUUCCUAUAGCUGUUACUUUUGGUUUUUUUGGUGAUGGAGAACUUGUGCUUUCACUGGUACAGGUUAUAGAUCCAACAUACAAGGAGGAGGCUGUUAUGGGAGGAAGAAUGACUGUCACAAUAAAUGCAAAUGGUGAUGUCUGUGCCAUCCAAAAGGCUGGAGGACAGGGUGUCUUACAGAGUGAAAUAAUGCAGUGCAUGCGUAUAGCUUCUGUAAAAUCUGUUGAUAUCACAAACAAAAUAAAAAAUGCUGUGGAAGCAUACAAUGUGGAAAGGGCUAAAAGAAAGAUAAAGCGCCAUUCAGAUCUGGAUGUACACGUUAAUGUGGAUGUUAAAAUGACCGAGGUGAAUGAUGUUUCUAUUAAAAUGGAGUCUGGUAUCUUAUCAGGACACCAGGAAGUAGUUAAAGAAGAGCAUAAAAGUCAAUCAACUACUGUAAUUGAUGGUCAUGUUGCAAUUGAAAGUGGAUCUGUUGAACAGGUGAAACUGAAAAAAGUGAAUCUAUUUACUGGUGGAACAUCAAGUUGGGAUCCUUAUUCAGAGGGGAUUAAUUCUUCAAGAUUACUGAGUUCAUCGGCAUUACAUGAUUCUUUCCUUCAUAGUAAACGAGAAAAAGAUCUAGUUGGGAUUGAUGGCCCUGAUGGAUCCCAAUUUGAGGAAAAAAUUGUAGAUGUAGACAUGAAAGAUUCUCACAAGCAUGAAGAAACAGCAGUACAACUUCCCGUGGCCCAGAAGCUAAGCCUGGCAGAUGCUGUGAAGGUGAAACAAAAGAAGAAGAAACUUUCCUCUGCUAAUGCUGGAAGCUGACUGAUGUUUACCUUCAUUAGCCACAGAGGCAUGAUUUUUAAGGUUGGUUCCACUAAAGUUGGUUAGGAGUGGUAGCAUCUUUCCUGCCGGUGCUACAGUUUUAAGAAUAUGCGUGGAAAGAAUUUGUUGGCGAUGGCUUCGCUUUACUGGACUAUCUUUGCAAUUAACCUAAGCAUCAAAGACUGAGGAUUGUGCUGAGUUGCAAGAUUGGUAUGAAGAAUUUGGACCAUUCCUUAGAAGUCUGCUUUCGUCCAGCAGGUUCUUGUUCUGCAGGUGAAUUUUCUUCAAACUCCAGUUUUGGUCUAGAGUGGUGAGAUAAUCAAGAGAAAAGGAAUUUCAUGCUACUAGUACAAAGGCAGGAAUUGGUUUCAGUUUUAACCCAAAACAUCGAGAUCCCAGAGGAAGUGAUAGUAUAGUUUUACUUGUGCGGGCUCCAGGGCACGUUUUGAAUCUCAGCGGCUAAGUGGGAGGAUCAAGUUUUUCUGUUGUUUAUUAUUUUUUGAAGCUUACAAAGAUUGUAUAAAUUCGCCGUUGUAUUGUUAAAUAGAUGCAUAAGAGUUGGUGCACGCUUA
Molecule: messenger RNA, 2222 nt
Organism: Nymphaea colorata (pocket water lily)
Lineage: Eukaryota; Viridiplantae; Streptophyta; Magnoliopsida; Nymphaeales; Nymphaeaceae
Product: exosome complex component RRP45A-like
Exons: 11
Coding region: 253-1650 (465 amino acids)
Biological process (GO): nuclear polyadenylation-dependent mRNA catabolic process; nuclear polyadenylation-dependent rRNA catabolic process; nuclear mRNA surveillance
Cellular component (GO): nuclear exosome (RNase complex); cytoplasmic exosome (RNase complex)
Source: RefSeq, a predicted model, not a curated record